Molecule: messenger RNA, 1508 nt
Organism: Drosophila mojavensis
Lineage: Eukaryota; Metazoa; Arthropoda; Insecta; Diptera; Drosophilidae
Product: integral membrane protein 2B
Exons: 3
Coding region: 193-1173 (326 amino acids)
Biological process (GO): negative regulation of amyloid precursor protein biosynthetic process
Cellular component (GO): Golgi apparatus; plasma membrane; extracellular exosome
Molecular function (GO): amyloid-beta binding
Source: RefSeq, a predicted model, not a curated record
UUAGCUGGCUACUUGCCUACUCAGUUUGCUGCGCAACACAAAAACAAAGUGAAAAAUAUAAUUGAAGAGUAAACAUCACCUAAGUGUAGUUUAUAUAAAACGUCUAGGCAUCAUAUUUUCGGUCAUCUCAAAAUAAAAAUUCGAAACUAAAUUGCUCAAAAACCCAGGAACACACUUUGAACGUCGGAAAAAAUGACGAUUCUGGCAAAAUUAACAGGUGAAAAAAAGGAUUUGGAGAAGGUUCCGCUUCCAUUACAUCUCAACGAUGAAGCUAUUAUGCAUCAUGGCUCACUGAUCAGUCCAAAGGGAACGUACAGCGAUGCCGAUACUGAAUCAAUGGUUUUCAAUCGGCCGCAAUAUAAUUGCCUAAAAUCGUUUCUUUUGUUCCUGAUCGCCAUUAUCGUGAUGCUAAUGGGUGUACUGGGCGGCUGGACACUUUAUCGUUUAUAUGCCCCAAAUCAUUCCAGCAUGCGCUAUCACGCCCUCUGCGACAUACCAUAUAAGGAAGACUCGAUGGAAUUGCCACGUUUCUAUGCACGCAACGACGACUCUUUCGCAUUGAACUGGCGCUCCCUAUUGCCCCAAUUGUCGGGGUCCCCAAGUGCGGGCAACAGUAUGGGCGGCCAGUUCGAUGAGCUAGUCAACGAUAAUUUCUUCCGCGAGGAAAUCGAGUUGAAUAGCGGCGAUGACGAUGGCUAUGCCAAGAUCGAUGUGCCGGACUUUAAGGAUGGUCGCCACGGGCGCUUCAUGCAUGACUUCAAGGAAAACCAGUCAGCUAUUAUUGAUACCACCACCAAUCGGUGCUUCAUCAUGCCACUGGACCGGGACACCACACUUCCACCCAGCAGCUUUGUUGAUCUUAUGCAGAAAAUGGGAUCAGGCUACUAUAACAUUGAUACGGAGCGGGUUCGCCGUAAUAUGCGUGUCAUUACACCACGUAUCACCGAUCUCUCGGUCAUCUCGGAACGCAUAGCCAACGAAUGCUAUGACAUGAAGGUGUACAUGAUGGAGAAGUUUGUAUCUGGGGUGGCCAAGCGCUCGGCUGAUCCUCUGCCAGAUGCCGGCAAGUAUGCAGCUUUCAUGGGAAAGGGCGUGGUUGAGUAUGAUCUGUCAAACAUAGCCGAGGUCGAGGCCUACGAGGCGAAUGAGGCCCAGCAGCAUCAGGCCGCCUAGGCUCCAAUUGGUCGUAUGCUCCAAAUGUUUUAAAUUAUUUACAUAGAAAAAAAAAAAACAAAACGAAACUGAAAGCAAAAAAAUACGAAUGGACAGCAACCAUAACAAAGACAAACAAAAUAGUAUUGAUUUCUGUAAGUGUGUGUGCGUGUGUAAACAAAAUGAUCUGUAGGCAACUGCCUCAACUUUUAGUCUGUAGUUCGACUUUGGGAUAGACGCGUGAUGAAUUUUCGAUUUAGAGGCGACUUCGGUUUAAAAACACGUAAAUAUCAACAUGAUUUCUGCAAUUUUAAUUAUAUGUGUCAUAUUGCAAUCUUAAUAUUUAUAUGUAUUAA